Gossypium raimondii (Peruvian cotton) is the source of this 1525-nucleotide messenger RNA. RefSeq names its product AT-hook motif nuclear-localized protein 23. The record is from RefSeq and is a predicted model, not a curated record. Lineage: Eukaryota; Viridiplantae; Streptophyta; Magnoliopsida; Malvales; Malvaceae. The coding region runs from base 381 to 1181 and encodes 266 amino acids. Gene Ontology annotation, molecular function: minor groove of adenine-thymine-rich DNA binding; DNA-binding transcription factor activity. The transcript has a single exon. Gene Ontology annotation, cellular component: nucleus.
UUUUGUGGGGUGAGAAAUAACUGUGUCAUUUUGAGAGCCUGUCUCUCCUUUCUUCUCCUCCUCCUUCAAUCGCCAUUCCUUUCGCUGCACUUCAUCUCCCUUUCUUCUUCUUCUUCUUCUUCUUCCUCUUGUUUUAAAUUCCUUCAAAACGAAAGAAAAAAAAACGAAAACCCUUUCUCUUCCUAUAGCUAUUGAAAUCAUAUUUUUUUUACUUUGUUCGAGUCUCCUUUCCUUUUGUUUAAUCAAUUCCCUUAAAAUAAACAUAACCCACUCUAAACAGUUUUUAAUCUAAACCCAUAAUUUAAUUCUUUUUAUAUUUUCUUUUUGGUUACUUUUAAUCCUUUGUUUUUCCUUGUUUUCUGUUGACCUCUGAUGCUGGUAUGGCCGGUCUUGAUUUAGGCACUGCUUCUCGCUACGUUCAUCAACUUCAAAGACCGGAGCUUCACCUCCAACACCAACCUGAACCUGAAGACCAGGAAGGUUCAAACAACCGUGGAGGUCACUAUGGCUCAGCUGCCCAUAACCAUGAUGAUGACUCUCACCACCACGGCUUAGACCUAGUCAACGCAGCCAACUCAGGUGAGCUUGGAGCCCGUAGGCCAAGGGGCCGUCCUCCAGGUUCCAAGAACAAACCAAAGCCUCCUGUCAUCAUCACACGGGAGAGCGCAAACACCCUCCGAGCUCACAUUCUUGAAGUUGGGAACGGCUGUGAUGUGUUUGAUUGUAUUGCCAACUACGCCCGGAGAAGGCAAAGAGGAAUCUGUAUAUUGAGUGGGAGUGGUACGGUGACCAACGUCAGCAUUAGGCAACCAUCUGCUGCUGGAGCUGUGGUUAACCUUCAUGGCAGAUUUGAGAUACUAUCACUUUCAGGUUCUUUCUUGCCACCACCAGCUCCACCAGGUGCCACCAGUUUGACAAUCUUCUUGGCAGGCGGGCAAGGCCAGGUUGUAGGAGGAAGUGUGGUUGGGGAACUCAUGACGGCUGGACCUGUUAUUGUUAUAGCCUCAUCGUUCACAAAUGUUGCCUAUGAAAGGCUGCCCUUGGAAGAGGAUGACCAACUGCAGGUGCAAAGUGGCGGUGCUGGGAAUAACAUGUUUGCUGAUUCGGGAGCUGGUCCUGGGGGUUUGCCUUUCUUAAACUUGCCACUUAAUAUGCAGCCUAAUGUCCAGUUACCGUUUUGAGAAAUUCAGGUCAAAAUCUUGAUGAGGAAAUUCAAGCUCUGCUGAGAAACAUGAUUCUUGCAUAUAAAGGUCAGGAAAAUUCAUGGAAUCGUCAUGCUUCUUCUUCUUCCUCCUCUGAUAUUAAUGUUAAUUUAGGUUUUUCCUCCUCCUUUUAAUCUUUGUUUUAGUAGUUAUUAUCUUCUUCUUAAUUUUCGGAUGUAUGGGAUCUAAGAUUUCUUGAAAUAGUUCUUCAUUGUUCAUGGUGGUACAAGUAAUUUCUUUUUCUAUUUAAUACUUUAUGUUGUAUAAACCUUUUGUUGAUGAUAUCAAUCAGGGACUGGAUCUCAGUGUUACUAACAGAUCAA